This is a messenger RNA of Lactuca saligna, 82 nucleotides long. The record is from the annotation of a GenBank genome assembly. Lineage: Eukaryota; Viridiplantae; Streptophyta; Magnoliopsida; Asterales; Asteraceae.
UAUAUUCUUUCGUAACACGCAAUUCAUCUAUCCCAACAAGGUACAAUUUGAAUAUUUGAUACCUUCAGGUGCAUAUUACUAA